AUGAACAUUCCCUAUGUUCGAAUUCUCACAUGGCUCCUUUUAAUUUUGCCUUUUCCAUUAGUGAAUGGACUGAAGAAGGGUGAGAAGUACGUCUUCCGUGUGGCUGCGAAGAACGAGGCUGGCGUUGGAGAGCCAUGCCAAGCCACACGUCCAAUUCUAUGCAAACCUAAAUACGACGCACCGGAUGCUCCGAGUACACCGAAAAUUGAUGACGUGGAUAAGGAUCAUGUGGACAUCUCAUGGACGGCACCAUUGAAGGAUGGCGGAUCACGUAUCACCGGCUAUAUAGUAGAGAAGAAGAAGCUUGGUGAUGAUGACUGGACACCGGCUACGACAGCACCAGUCACUGGACCGAACGCGCACAUUGAGGGUCUGGAGGAAGGUCAGGACUAUGAGUUCCGCGUGCGCGCUGUGAAUGCGGCUGGCCCGGGUCAGCCUAGCUUCGCCUCUGAGAUGACCAAUGUCUGCAAGAAGAAGACCAAGCCACAGUCGCCAGAGGAAGUGACUGUCAAGGACAUCCGCGCCAAUUCCUGCAAGGUGGAGUGGGAACCUCCGGCAUCUGAUGGAGGCGUUCCAAUCACAGGCUACGUUGUCGAAAAGUGCGACGAGGCGACCGGAACAUGGGAACGCGUGCCAGGGCCUAUCAAGGGCAACUCCGUUGAUGUCCGUGAUUUAACUGAGGGCAAACGCUACAAGUUCCGCGUCUCCGCAGUGAAUCCCCUGGGCACCUCAGAGCCAACUGAGACCCUGCUCGCAAUUGUGGCCAAAAAUCCAUUUGACACUCCCGACGCUCCAACGGGAGUCAAGAUCACAGAUUACGAUCGAAGCUCGGUCACACUGGCUUGGAAACCGCCAGAUGGGGAUGGUGGAAAUCCGAUCAAAGGUUACCAAGUUGAGAAGCGAACUGCUAAGGGCACUUGGGAAAAGGCUCUUCCUGGUCUCGUAACUGGAACCGAAGCAAUAAUUCCAAACCUUGAGACGGGCAAGGAAGUUGAAUUCCGUGUUGCCGCUGUCAACGAUGGCGGACCGGGUGACUUCUCGCGUGCCACGAUGCCACAUUUGGUCCGGGAUAAGAUUGAACCGGCAUCUCCGCCGCAGGAUGUUAAUGUGGACAAGGUCACGAAGAAUGGAACUCGUCUUUCCUGGAAGAAACCCAAGUCAGACGGAGGCAGUCCGGUGACUGGUUACGUCGUAGAGAAAAAGAAUGAGGAUGGUGAAUGGGAGCCCGUGAAGCAGACCACUGAACCGGAAGUGUUUGUUCCAAUGAAGGAAGGAGAGAAGGCUCAGUUCCGUGUGCGAGCUGUGAACGAGGAAGGCGAAGGCGAGCCUAGCAGACCUACUCCACUCAUCACCGCCGAGGACCAG
Molecule: messenger RNA, 1365 nt
Organism: Dibothriocephalus latus
Lineage: Eukaryota; Metazoa; Platyhelminthes; Cestoda; Diphyllobothriidea; Diphyllobothriidae
Source: the annotation of a GenBank genome assembly